GGCGAUGAAGUUCCAUGACCAGCAGAGGUCUAAGAACUUCAAUAACGCGAAGCAACUUGAGGAUGAGCUGUGGAGGCAUGGCAUCAGCAAUGUUCAUGUGCAAUUCUUGGAGGAGCAAUCUGCGUUUGUGCCACCGAUUGAUCCUCGCUGCGUUGCCAGUGUCGUGCAGCGGAUUUCUGCCGACCUUGUGUCGCUGAAGAACUGGGACAAGGAUCUGCCAUUGCUUGACAGCUGCGUGUUGCAGGCAGUAGCCAUCUGGAGGACCCUGCGCGAAAGGGCCCAACGGGAUUCGGAAAGCUGUCAGCUUUUAGAGGCCUUCGACCACGGGUCACUCGCGUUGGCGGCCACGGCUCUGCAGCUGACGGCUUACAGAACUGGGGUCGAGACGGUGAAGAGGUGGAACGAGGCGCCCGUGCCGCAAGGCAGAGACCCACGCCGUCGGGGCGUGCAGCGGCUGCUGAGAGCGCUCGUAUAUGGGAUCGAGCCAUCCGUGGAGGAAUUCCUGCAGAUCUUCGCCAAGCGCUGGGGCUUCCUGUGCCAGUCAAGCCAGUCGCAGGAGUCAGGUCACGACGUGACCGCUCCGCUGCUGGUCUCUGGUGCGAUGCGUUCGGCCCAGCUGGCCCUGCUGAGGGGGGAAGGCGCGGAAGCCACGCCCAG
Cladocopium goreaui is the source of this 657-nucleotide messenger RNA. The record is from the annotation of a GenBank genome assembly. NCBI's taxonomy places the organism in Eukaryota, Dinophyceae, Suessiales, Symbiodiniaceae.